UAUUCUCUUCUUCGCCUCCUCCUGUCAGCUUUCCGAUUUGCUUAGAUAUGUAAAAUAAUAAGUCUCUUCUUGACUACGAUGCUUGACCACAAGAAAAAAGGUUUUCAAUAGCAUAUCUUCUCUUCUUUUUUCCUCUGCUCCACCACUUUUCCUUUUUCCUUUAUUAUACAAUCUUGUGACUACUCAUGUCAAGACACAAGAUUUAUAAACUAGCAGAUCUGUUGCCCGCUCGCUUUUGAUUUUGACUGACCAGAGAUUAGUUUCUGUGUGGAUCCUCUCACGAUCGAGAAUGGGAAUUAAUAUUCCUUCCGUUGAACAAUCAUCAAGAAGUGCGAUAUAAGGAUUGACGCCAUGUCACAAUAAAAAGACGGAGAAUAAAACAAAAAAGAAGGAGGUUUGUGGGUUAUGGUCGUUGCCGGAUGAGGUAGUUGUAAACUGCUUGGCUCAGUUGUCGAGAUUGGACCUCGCGGCUUUAGCUAUCGCCUCCAAGAGUCACCGGUCUCUGGUGGUUUCCUCUGAGGUCACGAAAUUGAGAUGGCAGAUGGGUUGCGUCGAGCAAUAUGUCUACGUAUGCUUGCGCAUCUUUCCAGAACCAAGCCCACGCUGGUUCAUCCUCCACCCCAUACAACGUUGGCUGAAACCCAUCCAUAUGGACUUUUAUGAUCAGGCUCCGAAAUCAGGCUCCGCUUUCGUGACGAUGUCUUAUCUGAUUUAUAUCAUCGGUGGACUCGUAGACGGCAAGCCCACUUCGGAAGUCUCGUAUUUCAAUUGUAUCCAGCACAAAUGGUACGCCCUGCCGCCCAUGAAGAUGGCUCGUGCUUCCCCAUCUGCAAGCCUGAUGUUGACAGACUCAGGCGGCUGCAAGAUAUAUGUGUUUGGAGGGCUCGCGGAUGAUGUAGCUGAUUCCUCAAACUGGGCAGAGGUGUACGACAUCUCCACCAACACUUGGGAUUUCUUGUUUGUGUUUACGCCCAAGAUGCCCCUCAAUAUCCAACAAAGCGUGUUGAUGAAAACUAAAGAGGAGGAGGAGGUUUACGCAGUGGAUGAGGAUGGUCAAAACUUCUCCUUCUCACCAAGUAAAUGUAUGUUUGUGGCAAGGGGUAAAACAGAUUCCAUGCCAGGAUACAUUUACAGAAACGAUUGGUGUGUCAUGGGGACAUUCUUAUUCUGCCGUGCCACCCGCGGGAGAAUACUGUGGUGUUUGCCCUGACUUGCAUUGGAAGGAAGUGAAGGGUUUGGAACAACUCCGACAAUGGGGUUCUUAUAUCACCAAACUCUGCACCGGCCCUGCUGGGAAGAUUGUCAUUUUCUCGAAACCGCAUCCUCACAGUCUCGAGCUUUACUCCACCGAGAUUUCCAUUUCUCUUGUCAAAGGCAAACGCAAUAGACGCGACUCACGCGAGAUUUGGGGGAAGAUUGAGUGGUCUUGUCCUGUCUUCAAACUUGAUCCUCUCACAGACUCAUCAUAUAGCUUUAAUGUCUUAUAUGCAAAUUAUGUCCAUAACUGAAAUUCUCAACUUUUUUAGUACG
Messenger RNA from Camelina sativa (false flax), 1530 nucleotides. Its product is annotated as putative F-box/kelch-repeat protein At3g46050. Gene Ontology annotation, molecular function: protein binding. Lineage: Eukaryota; Viridiplantae; Streptophyta; Magnoliopsida; Brassicales; Brassicaceae. The record is from RefSeq and is a predicted model, not a curated record.